This is a messenger RNA of Tetranychus urticae (two-spotted spider mite), 1263 nucleotides long. The record is from RefSeq and is a predicted model, not a curated record. Lineage: Eukaryota; Metazoa; Arthropoda; Arachnida; Trombidiformes; Tetranychidae.
AUGAUGUGGUAAUAAUGAGGAAUCCUAUUCCUCAUCGCUUGGACUUAACUUAAUGAUAAGUUUAUUGAUUGAUUUGUGUUAACGACCGACAUCGCCGUUGACUGGAAUACUUUGCAUCAUAUAUUCAAUUUCAAGUUCACGAAGAUUUGCUUCUAUUAUUUUUGAUUGUUUGGACAUUAUUUUUAUUGGUAUUACCAUCCAGUCUUGUCUAUAAUGAGUCAACUACAAGAACUUCAAAAUGCCAUUUUUGAAAGUCUUGAGGGGCUCUCCUUCAAUGAAUACGUUGUCAACCGAAAAGAAUGUAAAAAUUUUAUCCUCAAAAGGGAAUUAUUUGGAAAGCCGGACCAUAAAGCUUUUGAAAUCAUCAUGAUCUUUCUCGUCAGGUGUUUAAAAAAUUCCCAAGUUUUGCAACAAUAUCGGUAUUGUUAUCCUUGCUUGGAUAAAAAUCAAGAAGCCGAGUUCAGAAAAGUUACAAUUGAAUUUCUGAAAUCACUUGAAAAGAUUGAUGGCAGUUUAAAGUUCACUCCUAUCUAUGCGGUUCAACCUGGAGGUGAAGCAUUUUGCUCAUAUUUUCUGAAUCUAAUCAAUUAUGUUAUGACCAAAGUUUUGAAAGAAAAGUAUGGCACUGAAAUCGAACCUGAUCUGAAUGACUUCCGACUUGUCAAUCGGGCUGAAGAAGAAUCUGGCAGAUUAUCCGAUCUUACUUUCAUCUAUGAGGACCUUGAUCAAAAAAUGCUGUCUGAGCAAGAAUAUUUUGAGUUGAGAAAACGAUCACUGGAAAAGGGAUGGGAUGCUGUUUGUUUUGAGUUUGAUAAAAUUGUAAACUAUGUUCGUGUUCAAAUUCUGGGUGAAAAUAGCUAUGCCAUGAAGGAUAAUGAAAUUAUAGCUAAUGUACGGCAGUCUGUUGCGGAUUUAAAUGAUACAGUCAGCCAAAACUUCAGCGAACUUCGGCACCUGAUCGAGCAUAUAACACCAAAAUUAGAAAUGUACAAUUGUCCUGCUGAUGCCAGUAUGAUUACUUCUAGCAACCAAAUAUUAGAUCUCAGGCAAUUUUCUAAUGACUGUGACAUGAAUAAAUAUUUUUCUCGUGGGUGCUUCAACUUGGAGUUGGUAAGCAAAGAUGUGGACAAAUUUGUUAAAAACUUUGAUAGUACCAUGAGGAAUUGGGCGUCUCUUAGCGAAUGCCAAAUCAUCAGAUCAUUAUCCAGUCAUAACUCAUCUUAUAAUAUUGACACUGUUUUACUCUGAAAGUUGACCCAAAAA